This is a messenger RNA of Chanos chanos (milkfish), 1722 nucleotides long. RefSeq names its product alkylglycerol monooxygenase (gene agmo). Gene Ontology annotation, cellular component: endoplasmic reticulum. Bases 147 to 1487 code for a protein of 446 amino acids. The transcript is spliced from 13 exons. NCBI's taxonomy places the organism in Eukaryota, Metazoa, Chordata, Actinopteri, Gonorynchiformes, Chanidae. The record is from RefSeq and is a predicted model, not a curated record. Gene Ontology annotation, molecular function: glyceryl-ether monooxygenase activity; iron ion binding. Gene Ontology annotation, biological process: lipid biosynthetic process.
ACCAUUCUCUCACGCGGCGUCAGGCGAAAAAGUAAACGUUUUCAUGAGAUCAAGUCCGUAUCACAGUGCCUUACAGUGCGGUGAAGUUUCUGUGCGCUCUUAGGAAUAGCCUACGUGUAUAUCGAUUUGUUGAAAUCAUAACGACAAUGUCUCAAGGGGGACUCAGCGACAUUUCCUUUUCUCAGGGAGCUCGUCUUAUGUUUUAUCUUGUCACACCCAACGAGACCUCUUUUUCGCAUGUUGACGAAGUUCCCCAAUAUGUACAGAAGGCCACUCCGUUCUUCAUUGGCUUGAUACUUGUGGAGUUGCUGGUGGGCUGGUUAAAAAGAGGACAUCUGAUAGUGAAGAUUCAUGAUGUGACCACCUCUGUCUCAGCAGGCAUGAUGUCUCGCCUCCCACAGCUCUUUAUGAGAGGUAUAGAGAUAUCCAGCUAUGUGUAUAUUUGGAAUAACUAUCACAUUGUGGAACUGCCUUGGGAUUCAGCAUGGACGUGGUGGAUUGGAAUGCUUGGUGUGGACUUUGGAUACUACUGGGUCCAUCGUUUCAGUCAUGAGCUGAAUAUCCUCUGGGCUGCCCAUCAGGUUCACCAUAGCUCAGAGUACUAUAACCUCUCCACAGCACUCAGACAGUCUCUGCUGCAGCAGUUCUCCUCCUGGAUCUUCUACCUCCCGAUGGCUCUGGCUGUCCCGCCAUCUGUGUUUGCAGUACACAUACAGUUUAACCUGCUCUACCAGUUCUGGAUCCAUACUGAGAUGGUGAGAGAUCUUGGUCCUCUGGAGUGGGUCCUAAAUACACCCAGUCACCACAGAGUUCACCAUGGACGAAACAAGUACUGCAUUGAUAAGAACUAUGGAGGUGCUCUGAUCAUCUGGGACAGACUCUUCGGAACGUUUGCACCAGAGGGCAAUAAAGUUAUCUAUGGUCUUGUUCACCCCAUCAAAAAAUCUGACAUCAUGCAUGUCCAGUUCCACCACUAUCGUUACAUUUGGAGAAAAUUCUGGAGGACUAAGGGCAUUGCACACAAGCUGUCUGUUAUCUUUAAAGGGCCAAGCUGGGCGCCAGGCAAGCCGAGACUGGGCGAUCACGCUGAUGUCCCUGUGCUUACAGGAAAAGAGCUCCCUCACGACCCCAGGCUACCACUCUUCAUGGAUAUUUAUGUGUUCGCCCAGUUCCUGUUGUUACUGCAUGUUUACAAUGAUCUGUUUGUCACAAAGGCCGUGCUUUCUCAGGUGACCAUGCUGAUAAUGACUUCCUUUGUUUUACUGUCACUCACCUCCCUUGGAUAUAUCAUUGAUAAGAGGUCGAACUCUGCCAAACUGGAGAUGCUCCGGUGCCUUCUAAUGAUGCUGUUUUAUAGAGCUGGAUACAUUAGGCCUUCUGGAUAUCCCCUGUCCCUGAUCACUGAGGCUUUCAUCUCUCUGUCUGCUGGCUAUUGGGGCCUGCAGUUCUUCUCUCAACUGGCUCAUCACAACAAGAAGGGGCAGUGAAUGAAAGAUCAAAAGAUGAAAAAUAUGACGUGUUAUAUAUGAAUUAGCAAGUCCAGUACAUGUAUUUGCACUGUACGCAUUCUUCUCUUGCUAUAUUUCAUCUUGGGAUCUGUAGUAACGGAGAUGCUUUUGAUCAUAAAUGACUGUGUAAUAGGAAGGAGAUGCUGUUUACUAUGUUACAUGUUGUUAAAUCAUUAAUUAAAAAUGUCAUUAAUAAAAUGAACUGCAUGAAGUA